CCGGCCAGGUUCACACUACCCCAAAGUCUGCUAACGGACUGACCUGCAGCUUAAACAGCGCCGGGAAGCGAAACAUCUCCUCGCCGCCCUAGCCCGCCCGCAACUAUGUGUUUAAAUACUCACGCUUCCGCUGCUUCCCCGACGCAAGCGGAUUUACACUCCCACCAUUCGAUGUGAUCUUCGUCCCUUUCGACUGUCGUAGUUCACCGUUCCGUACUGCACGCUCAUUGGUGGCCGCCAUGUUUUCCCUUUCUUUCGGCAUGUUUCCCAAUUGGAGUUGGUUUUGUAUCUUCGUGGCGCUCUUUCUAUUUCGAUAUGUCAGGUUAUGGAUCAAUCUGGCGAGCAAUUGGACCUACACACCCAUCCAUCCCGUCGACGACCCCACAAUCACCUCAAAAGACAUGACAGUCAUCAUUCCCACCGUGGCUGAGGAUCUUCAGCAAUUGAAGGAAACCAUCCAGAGUGCAUACCGCCUCGAGCCUUUCAAGGUGCUUCUGGUGACGCCCGACUCGCGAGUAAAGCGUGUCGAUCAAAUGGUUGAGGAGCUGGGCAAGCCCAAGCUGAUAGACGUGCUAUCCGUCAGCCAGGCCAACAAGCGCCGACAGCUGUGUCGGGCAAUCCCGGAGGUUGAGACCAAAAUCACGCUUCUGCUCGACGACGACGUCUGGCUCCCCGAGAAAUUCACAAAAUGGAUGUUGGCUCCUUUCGAGGAUCCGCGUGUUGGAGGAGUUGGGACAAAUCAACAGCUACGUCGCUGCAACCGCUCGAGCAUCUGGGAGUUCCUUGGUGCCAUCUACCUGGUCAGAAGAAACUUCGACUGCACAGCCUGCAAUUGGAUUGAUGGUGGCCUACCGUGCCUAUCGGGUCGAGCCGUGGCGUAUCGGUCAGAGAUCCUCCAAGACCCAAACUUCACCUACGGUUUCACGCACGAGACCUGGGGUAGCGACCACUUCUUGAACGCUGAUGACGACAACUUCAUCACACGAUGGCUCUUCUCGCACAACUGGAAGAUCCAGCUGCAAAACCACCGCGAGUGCGAAGUCGAGACAACGCUCGAGAAUGAUUCGAAAUAUCUCCGACAAUGCCUGCGCUGGGUGCGUUCUAACUGGAGGAGCAAUCUGACCAGUAUCAGUGAGCCGCAUAUGUGGAAGAUGUACCCUUGGUCCAUGUACGCCGUCUUCCAGACCACCGUCACGCAAUGGGCUUUCCUCCUCGAUUGCCUUCUAUUCGCUUCCGUUUAUUUCGCCCUGUCUGAAGCUGGAUACUACGCUGCAGAAGAUUAUGAUCAGCCCCACACCGAGAAAUGGCAACGAACCGUUUUCUGGGCUCUCUUCCUUGCUCACUGGGUCUUCGCCAAAAUUAUUAAGCUAGUUCCGCAUUUGUUAAGAAAUCCGGGCGACGUGCGCUUCAUCCCGGUCUCCAUCCUUUUUGGUUACUUCCACAACCUAAUCAAGCUGUACGGUUGCAUCACUGUCACAGAGACGACAUGGGGCACUCGCGAAGGUGCAGAUGCCGACGACAACAUCAGGAUGCUACCAAUACCACCCAUGGCGACUAUCACGCCUCCUCUCACACCUCCUCCCGGCGACCGCGUGCUCCGCGAGCGAGGCGCAAUUUUUCCUACUGUUGUAUAUUGAAAGAGCUUUUUCAUUUUGAUUAGCCAAUUGAGCGCCUUGGCGAGUUUAGGGAGUCGUAAUGUUAGACGCUCGACGAUCCGCACCAUCACUCUAUCAGCAUAUGAUCGAUAGGGGAGUGCGUUGUAUCCAUACCGACGAGCACCGGGUUUAAAGUUGCUCUUGGGUCACCAAAAACGGGACGGUCCAGAUACACGGCGUUAAGGCGGCUUUCGAUCAUCGAUCUUGCAAAGUUGUAGCGAAUUUCUUCUUAGCCAUUUCAGUUCAGGCAUUUUCGAGCGUUCACGCCCUGUAGUCUAUGCAAAAGCGUUUUAGCAUCUUAACACUACUAUCUAUUACUAUUAUCGUCG
This is a messenger RNA of Dothidotthia symphoricarpi CBS 119687, 1984 nucleotides long. RefSeq names its product glycosyltransferase family 2 protein. The record is from RefSeq and is a predicted model, not a curated record. The coding region runs from base 240 to 1637 and encodes 465 amino acids. NCBI's taxonomy places the organism in Eukaryota, Fungi, Ascomycota, Dothideomycetes, Pleosporales, Dothidotthiaceae. The transcript is spliced from 4 exons.